GUCGUUAGUAACACUCGUGUAAACUCCGCAACGCUCGUGUUUGUACACGGAAAUAUAAACAAUAGGUACAUUCGGAACGAUAUGGGAUUUACUCAACUAUAUUUUUGAGAGAUGGAGUCCUAUAUCUACCACAUCGUGGAGUUUAAGGAGCUGCCAUACACCGGCAUCGGGAAGUACGUAUGUAUUCCCGACUCGUGGAUAAGGUGGCGGGAUACCAAGAGCAAAGACCUCAUUAUUGCAUACCCUGACUCAGAUAUAAAAGUAGUGAGAGACAUGGUUAAAAAUAACGAUAAGUACUUGGAAAGUUGGAAAUUAUACAAAGCUUGUAGGAAAUAUGGUACAGAUUCCUACGAAUGCGCCAUGCGUAUUCUUAAGACUAAAACAGACGCGUCACCCGCCAUAGAAGAUGAGCUGAACAACAUUUACGAACAGUUCGCUAAACUACAACUACGUGUAGAACAGUUAGAAGAAAAACAGGAUGCGAACGAAAUCUCCGAAGAUGAUUCGUUCUACGAGACAGCUCAAGCUGAUCAGUCAAACUUUAAUUUACCCCCCGAUUUUGAUGAAAAUGACCCUAAAUGGACUCUAAAACAUCGCGAAUAUAGAGAAGGACUUGUUCCGCUCAAACCUUCUGCAAAAAUAAAAGUUUACGUCGAUGGUAAUGCAUUAGAUCGAUGGAAAAGAACGUCGAGUGAUUGCAAUGAAUUGGCUCGACAUUUACUUGAAGAAGUUUUUACUAGCAGCGCACUAAAGGUGUGCUCAUGGACUGGUCGACGGGGAAAUACUGGAAAUUGCGAUAAUGUAAGGCCCGGGCUGUAUCUUUAUGCAAGAGAACAAUUAGUUACAUGCGUUUUGAGUAUCGGACGUGAUAAGGGAUGGCCAAAUAGUAAUAAUAAACAAAGAGUUGUAAGAAGCUUGCAAAGCAGGCUCCAAGCUAUUCGCAAGCAAAACAACACCCCUCAAAAGUCACCAAAAUAAUCAUGAGGGUAUUUUGAGUUUUUAUCUUAGUAAUAGCUAGAGUUUAGCAAAUUUUAUUCUAAAAACUAUGUAUUUCUAAAAAUACGGUAUGAAAUAGGUAUGUAUGUGUUUCUAAAAUAUACUUUUUUAAUUAUCCAAA
Cydia pomonella (codling moth) is the source of this 1117-nucleotide messenger RNA. RefSeq lists its product as uncharacterized. The transcript has 3 exons. Lineage: Eukaryota; Metazoa; Arthropoda; Insecta; Lepidoptera; Tortricidae. Bases 112 to 978 code for a protein of 288 amino acids. The record is from RefSeq and is a predicted model, not a curated record.